Molecule: messenger RNA, 768 nt
Organism: Penicillium argentinense
Lineage: Eukaryota; Fungi; Ascomycota; Eurotiomycetes; Eurotiales; Aspergillaceae
Product: transcription factor domain-containing protein
Exons: 2
Coding region: 1-768 (255 amino acids)
Source: RefSeq, a predicted model, not a curated record
AUGGAACGAGCGACGCAUUUGCAUUCACAGGCGCUUAGUCUGCUUGCGACGGAGUUGCUACUGGCGCAACUUGAUGAGACGGGCUCGUGUGAAUUUACUUGCUGGCAGUUUGCUGCUCAUUUACUACGAGAUAAUGCGUGGUGCCAUCUCCAUGGCGCCAAGAUCCUACUCGAAUAUCACAAUCAACCAAUCGUGUCUCCUUGCAUCACAUUCUUCCGCAAGGUCUUCCAGUACUUUAAUGUCAUGCUCGCUCUUUCCCUGGGGAGGCGGCCUCUCAUCAUCAACGGCGUCCACGGACCGGAGUUCACAGACAAGGUCGACAAUGUAUUCGGCUGUGCUGGAAGAUCAUGGCCUCUCAAGCACCGUCUUGCCGAUCUGAUCGGACGAGUACGACUAGGUGAAGACGGGCGGGACGAGGCGCAAUCACUGAUGGGCAGUUUGGAGGCAUGGUCCAUUGAUUCAUUGCCAACCAUGGAUGCAUAUAUGGAAGCGAUGGUGCAGAUAGCACGAGCAUAUAAAUUCUCGGGUCUUCUGAUGCUCCGCAUGGCGACGAAUCCUGCUUUCCAAGACCACUCUGGUGCUCUGGAGGCUUCCGACCAAGACCUAUAUCAGUUUGCGUUCAAUAGUGUAUUACGCGUCUGUGUGCUCUCGAUGCCGAUGGCUACCCUCACUUGGCCCCUCUAUGUUGUGGGCCGACUUGCUGGCUCGACGAGCGAUCGGACGAUUAUAAUGCAUAUUUUUCGCAGUUCUUGGAGAAGCAUCAUAUGA